UGGAAGUCUAAGCGAUAAACCAGGCGCAGGCGCACCCUUCAAAACCCCCUGCAUCCUUUGCAUCUCUGCAGUCUGCCCCCUCCAGCUCGAUCGACACCAUCGCCUACCCUGCCAGUCAACCCAGCAGUCGAUCAUGAGGAACACUCUUCUCCUUUCGUUGGCCUGUCUCGCGCAGUCAACAAGCGCUCUCACUCUGCACGAGCGCGCCCAGCCCGCUACAGUACAAUAUGAUAUCCAUCGGCGACAGGGCUUGCGCCAUGCUCGCCACAAACGAUCGGCGCCGGAGACAGAUAUCGACAACGAAGAAACGUAUUAUGCGAUCACUUUAAACCUCGGCACCCCCUCACAGGCGGUGGAAGUGAUUCUGGACACCGGCAGCAGCGAUCUCUGGGUCAACGCAGGGAACUCGAGUUCCGACAACCCCUACGGAGUCUUCGAUUCAUCCUCUUCCUCCACAUUCAAAGUUGUCAACGACGAGUUCGCCAUCAUGUAUGUGGACGGAAGCGGGGCCAUUGGCGACUACGUGACCGACACCGUCGCCUUUGGGAACGUAACCCUGACCGACUUCCAGUUUGGUCUGGCUGAGGAGAGCAGUACCCAACAGGGCGUAUGUGGCAUCGGAUACGCCAGCAACGAGUACGCCGACCUCCGCAACGACGAGGGAUACGCGAACCUGCCGGAGGCCCUCGUGAACCAGGGCUACAUCAAAUCCGCCGCGUACAGCCUGUGGCUGGACGACAUCGACGCGGGCGAGGGCACGAUCCUGUUCGGCGGGAUCAACACGGCCAAGUACACCGGCAGCCUGCACACCUUGCCCAUCCAAGCCGAACAAGGCGAGUACUCGGAGCUGGCGGUCAACCUGAGCGGCGUGCACGUCACCAAGGCCGGAAAAUCGAUCAGCGUCAAUAACACCGCCUUCCCCGCCGUCAGCGUCCUGGACAGCGGCACCUCGCUGACCUACCUCCCCACGGGCACCGCCAUGGACAUCAUCGGCGCCGUGGGCGGCGAGUACUACGAGAGCCAGGGGCUGGCCGUCCUGAAAUGCGACGCCGCCAGGAAGAGCGACUACGAGAUCGUCUUCGCCUUCUCCGGCUUCAACCUCUCCAUCCCCCUGAGCGACAUGCUCCUGGAAGCCAGCUUAGGGUACUGUGCCCUCGGCGUCGCUCCGGAGAGCGAGACCGCGAGCGGCGGCAUCUACCUGCUGGGCGAUACCUUCCUGCGCAGCGCCUACGUCGUCUACGAUCUCGCCAACAACGAGAUCCACCUCGCCAAGACGAACACCAACCCCGGGCCCGACCAUGUCCUGGAGAUCGGGACGGGAGCCACGGCCGUGCCCCAGGUGACGGGGACGCCGAACACGCAGACUGCGAGUGCCGCGACCGCGACCGCGACGGGGAAGAGCGGCAGCGGCAGUGGGAGCAGUGGCAAGGGCAGUGACAGUGACUCGGACGAUAAGAAGGAGAACUGGGCCCCUGCGUUGCGCACUGACUUCGCAUCUCUCUUCGCCAGUGUGUUCUUCGUGACCCUGCUCUUGGCGUUGUAGAUGCUCGGUUGUCCUUGUGAAUGGGAGCCCCCCGCUGUAUAUAUUGUUCAUAUGUAUUAAUGAUGAUGAGCCGUAUCGACUUGUAUAUAUGCCACACCCUCUCCAAAUAUGAUUGCAAAGGCUUACUGCCGCGAG
Messenger RNA from Aspergillus uvarum CBS 121591, 1678 nucleotides. RefSeq names its product pepsin-like aspartic protease. NCBI's taxonomy places the organism in Eukaryota, Fungi, Ascomycota, Eurotiomycetes, Eurotiales, Aspergillaceae. Gene Ontology annotation, molecular function: aspartic-type endopeptidase activity. The transcript has 3 exons. The record is from RefSeq and is a predicted model, not a curated record. Bases 134 to 1543 code for a protein of 469 amino acids. Gene Ontology annotation, biological process: proteolysis.